AUGAUGAAGGAAGUGAGACUGAGUAAAGCCUCCACGUUUCAUUUACUGGUUCACACCAUCUGUUGCUGCCGUCACUUUGAGAACGCUUUCUGCCAGGAGGCCGUGUUCCUGACAGUUGUUUGGAUUUUGAGAAUGACAGGGUGUCUGGGAAUCUGUCAGGCUGGUGCCUACCCUCUUCAUGUUCUCUGCUGCCUUGUGCUCACCUACCUCCUUAACCAACUGGACCGCUAUCUGCUGGCCAUUGUAAUCCAGCCACUAGCCCAGGAUAUUCAGUUUGGAGAAAAGAGUUGUCUCCCCAGGGUGAGCGAUGAGCAGAUUGGGGAACGAUGCCAUAAUGCCAGUUCCCAGGACAGCUGCCUGUCUCUCCUGAAUGAAAAUGAGACGCAGUAUUGUCAAUGGAACUUUGAUGGAUCUGGAUGGCAAUACCAGGUGAUGGCUGGUCCUGUCUUCAUCUUCGUUUUCACCUUCACAGGGAUUUUCAUUGGAUUUGUGGCGGAUUCUGUCAGUCGGAAGAAUUUCCUGUCUGCCAGCCUCUUCCUCUGGAGCCUUAUGACAUUGCUGAUGGGUUUUGCCAAGCAUUACUGGCACCUGGUGAUUCUGCGCUUUGGCCAAGGGAUCAGUGAGGCCGGGUGCACUCCAUUUGCUGUCAGUCUGAUUGUGGAUUAUUUCCCAAAGGAGUCACGAGGCUCAGCAAUGGGUUUCUAUAACUGGGGCAUCUACGCUGGCUAUAGCCUCUCAUACGCUAUCGGCAACUAUGUCACCAGGGCCAACAUCCUGGGGCAGGGUUGGAGAUGGUCAUUUAUUGUCAGUGCCAUCCCAGGGUUUAUUGUCAGUGCCAUCGUGCUGCUCAGUGUUCGUGAAUUGCCGGAGGAGAAGGGAAACACUGAGGUGACACCCAGAGACACCCUCAAACUGAGCAUUGGACGGAAAAUACUGCACGGUCUGAGGUCUUUCAUCACACCCUCCCUCCUGUUCCUAUGUAUCGCUGGGUCAGUCAGAAAUGCAGGAGGCUAUGUUUGGGCCUACAACACCCAGCUGUUCUUCAACCUGUACCACCCCGGUGUGGAUGUGGGUCGCUGGUUGUCAUGGAUACCACUGGUUGGAGGCUGCCUGGGGGCCCUCUCUGGAGGGUACAUCUCAGACCAAUUAGUGAAACGAAAAGGAUUCUAUGCCCGGGUGUGGGUGCUGGUCAUCAGUCAGGUUGCAGCUGCUCCUUUUGUGGCUGGAGCUCUCUGGCUCCAUCCUCCAUAUUGCUUCCUGUCGUUGAUCCCUGCCAAUAUCAUGGGUGAGAUGGGGAUUGGAGUCACGUUAACCAUCAUUGUCGAACUGGUCAACUCCUCACUUCGCACUCCUGCUGUGGCCAUUUACAUAUUCAUCAUCUCCAAUGUUGGAGGCAAUGCCCCAUUGCUGGUGACUCCGCUCACCAGAGCCUGGGGCCUCCGUGUUGCUUUACUUGUGCUGUGCCCUGGAAUGUACAUCACAGCUUCCAAGGCCGUUUGCAUUGCUGAAAGCUCUGACCCAGCCGUGGCUAACGGAAAGUAUGUGACUGUGAUACCGGGGCCUACAGCUCUGUAG
Rhincodon typus (whale shark) is the source of this 1575-nucleotide messenger RNA. RefSeq names its product quinolone resistance transporter-like. Gene Ontology annotation, cellular component: membrane. NCBI's taxonomy places the organism in Eukaryota, Metazoa, Chordata, Chondrichthyes, Orectolobiformes, Rhincodontidae. Gene Ontology annotation, molecular function: transmembrane transporter activity. The transcript is spliced from 9 exons. The record is from RefSeq and is a predicted model, not a curated record. Bases 1 to 1575 code for a protein of 524 amino acids. Gene Ontology annotation, biological process: transmembrane transport.